Molecule: messenger RNA, 1663 nt
Organism: Magnolia sinica
Lineage: Eukaryota; Viridiplantae; Streptophyta; Magnoliopsida; Magnoliales; Magnoliaceae
Product: nicotinamide adenine dinucleotide transporter 1, chloroplastic
Exons: 9
Coding region: 311-1267 (318 amino acids)
Biological process (GO): NAD transmembrane transport
Molecular function (GO): NAD transmembrane transporter activity
Source: RefSeq, a predicted model, not a curated record
GAGAGGGGAGAAGAGGAGAGAAGCCUCAAAACGCAGUUCUGCAACCCCAAUGAUGCAGUAUCUUUCAUGGCUUCUCUACCCUUUCUCCCGAUCUUGUCCCCAUCAAAACCGUAAUUUUCCUAUAAUACCCUUCCCACCCUCCCUCUCUCUCCGUCUCUGAUUUUCGGUUCCUAUAGAAAGGAAUUCUCAGCCGUUCUCGUUAUUCUGGCCAUGCGACUCUGGUUCUCUGCGAUUUCCCUCUUGAUAGAGGAAACCCUAGAAGUUUCCCAGAAUCCUAGCUCCCCUCGAUCUCUCCGUUCGAAUUCCUGCAAUGGCCAGCGAAUCACACGCUCCUAGCACCAGAGGCCUUCUCUGCAAUGCCGGUGCUGGUGCCGCUGCUGGAGUUAUUGCUGCUACAUUUGUUUGCCCGUUGGAUGUUAUCAAGACGAGAUUUCAGGUGCAUGGCUUGCCGAAGCUCAAUAAUGGCAGUAUCAAAGGUAGUCUUAUAGUUGGGAGUUUGGAACAAAUAUUCAAGAAGGAGGGUAUGCGUGGCAUGUAUCGUGGGCUUUCACCAACAGUGUUAGCAUUACUUCCAAACUGGGCUGUUUAUUUCACCAUGUAUGACCAACUCAAAAGCCUGCUUUAUUCAGAUGAAUCUGUAGAUGGGAACCAUCAACUCUCAAUAGGUGCCAACAUCAUAGCUGCUGCUGGUGCUGGAGCUGCAACAACCAUUGCCACCAAUCCACUCUGGGUGGUCAAGACGAGAUUUCAGACUCAAGGGAUGCGAGUGGGAAUCGUGCCAUAUAGGAGCACGCUGUCGGCUUUAAGGAGAAUAGCCCAUGAAGAGGGUAUCCGUGGAUUAUACAGUGGUCUGGUGCCUGCACUGGCUGGAGUCAGCCAUGUUGCUAUACAAUUUCCAACCUAUGAAAAGAUAAAAGUCUACUUGGCCAAACGAGAUAACACUACCAUCGAUACACUCAGUGCAACUGAUGUUGCUGUUGCCUCAUCCAUCUCCAAAAUAGCCGCUUCCACGCUAACUUAUCCACAUGAGGUGGUGCGCUCGAGGCUUCAAGAGCAAGGCCACCAUUCCGAGAAGAGAUAUACGGGCAUGAUUGACUGCAUCAAGAAAGUAUUCCAAAAGGAGGGAAUCCCAGGAUUCUACCGUGGCUGCGCCACCAACCUGAUGAGGACUACGCCAGCUGCUGUAAUCACAUUCACCAGCUUUGAGAUGAUCCAUAGAUUUCUAAUCACUGUAUUCCCUCCCGAGGCACACCCACACACAUUGUGACAUUUGAUUCUACUCCAACUUGGAGAGGGAGCCUUGCUGAGGGAGAAGUCAUUAGCCAGCCUGCUCCAGUUUCAUGCUGCAGCACCGCGGCCACACAUUCAUCUGCUGGAGGCGAGUUAAUUUAUCGACCUCUUGCACUAUUUUGCUGAUCAACAGUCAUGAUUGGACUCGUAGAUCCAAAUUGAUGAGGUGAUUCAAGGUAACGCGAAAAAUGAAAUUCUACACCCCUCACUCAAAUGUACUUUUCUGAAGUGUGGAAAAAAUUGGCCAUUGAGCAUUGUAACAUUUGGCGGUGAUGUAAUGGGUCUGUUCUCAAGGGGUGUUAUAUGGAUGUGUAUCAUUUGAUGAUGACGAUAAAGGCAAUGGCUAUCACAGACCUGUUGAAAUUGUGGUCAA